This is a messenger RNA of Aureobasidium vineae, 2217 nucleotides long. NCBI's taxonomy places the organism in Eukaryota, Fungi, Ascomycota, Dothideomycetes, Dothideales, Saccotheciaceae. The record is from the annotation of a GenBank genome assembly.
AUGAUGGAUGACAACGGUCAUCAGCGGUUGGAGGAUACAUCUUGUGAGCACGACGAUUCGACCGACUCUCUCCCUUGCAUUCCAACCAUGUGCUGCUGUGGGAACGACGACUGCGCAUUCCAGCAAGAGAACAGCGACGCCUUUGCUUCAUUGGACGAGAAUCUGCGCAAAGCCGGAAGGCUGGGCAAGGUCAGUGUUUUNGCUCUCCUCGUCCGCCAUGAAGCCUAUGUGGCCGAGGCCGAAGAGCAAAAGGCUCAGAUGGAUGCUGAGAUCAUCCGAAUGAUCGAGGAAAAGAAGGAACUCGAAGCCAACAACUCUACACUGAUCGAAGAGAACCGCAACCUGCUCGAUCAACUCGAAGGUCUCAACAAUGCUGCCGUCGAGUCGGACGCCCAUACUCAGUCACUUACUGCAACACUACAUCAAACUCAAGCCGAAUUACACCGACUGAACACACUUGCCGCCCGCACUGAAAGGCUCGAACGGGAGGUUGAGGAGUACGAACAAGAACAGGCCAUUCUCCACGCAUCCCUCGCACACAAGACAGAGUCAGAGAAGACAGCCACCUUGCGAUGGCAGGACGCAGAGAGAAAGCUGGCUGCCAUGGAGAAUCAGCUGGAAAGAAUAGAACGAGAAGCCAGAGACGACAAGGAAAGACAUGUCGAGAUUGUUGGACGUAUGGAGAGGCAACGAGUGGUUGAGAAGGAACUGGAAACUGCUCCUGGUCGACUCAGGGGUGCUGCAGCUGCGAAGACAUCAAAGCAUGGUAGCACUGUCGUCUCGCAUUUCGUCAAAGACAUUCUCCAGGACAACGUCAAUCUGCAAGCUGGAAUCGCCGAGCUGCGUGAGAUGCUCGACAACUCAAACGAACAAGUCGAAGUCCUGAGAGAUCAGCUCGCCCAGUAUACACCCACAGACAUGACUUCCGACGUUGAAUCAACAGCACCGUCUACACGCCCAUCCAACUUGGAAAAGGAAAUCAACAGGGCUAGCUUGCAGCAAGAAGUUCAUGUCCACCACCACUACCACGCCCCUGCCGAACAUUCACGGAAAGCAAGUCUGACGCUCCGCCGUCCUAGGAAGAAGCGCAUUUCUCUCGCUUCUGGUGCCUUUACACCUUCUACAGGCUCGCGUACACCUCGUUCAUCAAUAUCUGCAACCAGCCCGUAUAACCCCUCAUCGACUGCCGCUAUACUGUCACAAACGGCCGCAAGCAUCCCACAUCGAAACGUCAACCGUUGGUCCAUGCAGUCUCACAUGACAGCCAGCUCCAUGCUCAGUUCACCCCAAUCGAUUUAUCCACCAUCGUCUAUUUGGGACCGUGACGAUUCUCUCAUAGACUCGUCUCGACCAACGACGCCAGAUAGCGAGGCGCCAACCUCGCCUUACUUCAUUCACCAGUCUAAAAGAUCAUCAUCAGGGUCGUAUUUUCGUGCCUUACCACAACCGGCCUUUCGCGAUGGCGCUUCAGAUCGUUUUGAAGAUUAUGAUCAGUCACCCUACGAAUUUUCUGCUGAAGGUCAAGGACGGGCUGAUGACCAAGCAAUUACAGCAGGUCAUGGUGCAAUUCUUGAAGAAGACGAAGGGAAUCAUCUGGAUUCUUCUAUGCCAGCAGCUGAUAGGGGUCGUGCUCAUAUGUCUUCUUUCAUUGACGACACUGAGAUCUCGGCUCAUACCAGGCCAACAAUCCUGGACGAGACCAUUUACACGCGCCCUCGGCAUCGCCGGGCUGCUUCGCAUGAAUCCUUAAUAUCCGUGUCUGGCAUGGAUAUUCACACUCUNCAAUCUCGUCCGUCACAGUUGUGGACAGCACAAAGUUCGAGGUCCUUCUCAUCACAAGCCUCUGUCACAGCCACUCUAUCCUUGGCACAUGCUGCUAGGCCUGCAUUAACGUCACGUACAUCAAGCAGUAGCCGUAGUAUAUUGGAAGGAGUGGCGGCUGAACAUAAGGCUUCUAGUACAUCGCCUAGAGGUCUUGGCCAAAGGGUGGGCGGGUGGGUGUUUGGCAAGUGGGGAUCAACCCCUACCCCUACAGUCACCGUGUCUGCACCAAUGGACCAAAUCAAGAUUGACAAGAAGCGCAUGUCAACACUACGACCACCAGGCAUCAAUCAGGCUGGACCCAUAUUUGGAUUCGGGCCAGAGCCACAACUUCCUCGCGAGCCAGUUCUCAAGACGCUGAACGAAGAGGAGCUGUGGCAAUGCUUGAACGAAUGA